Molecule: messenger RNA, 282 nt
Organism: Chlorella variabilis
Lineage: Eukaryota; Viridiplantae; Chlorophyta; Trebouxiophyceae; Chlorellales; Chlorellaceae
Exons: 2
Biological process (GO): response to metal ion
Molecular function (GO): copper ion binding
Source: RefSeq, a predicted model, not a curated record
GUGGUGUUUGUCACAGUGCCCAGCAAGGCAGUGGGCCAGAAGAUUGCGCACAGCCUGGUGGAGGGCAAGCUGGCGGCCUGCGUGAACAUCAUUCCGGGCCUGGAGUCUGUGUACCUGUGGGAGGGCAAGGUGCAGUCGGAUGCGGAGCUGCUGCUGAAGAUCAAGACGCGAAAGGCGCUGGUCGGGGAGUUGACGGCGGCGGUCAAGGCGCUGCACCCGUACCAGGAGUGCGAGGUGGUGGCGGUGGAUGUCACCGGCGGCAGCGACACCUACCUCCAGUGG